AUGGCUGACAGUGUGGAGUCGGGACCCAGACAGCUUGUUGCGCUUCGGUUACUGUCGGAGUUUAAGAGGAUCAGAGACGACGGCGGCUCAGCUGUUCGCUUGAUGACUCAGACGCGUGCUGCGUCUGUGUGCAGACAACGUCGUGUCACGUUCAACGUGUCACAGGGGAUUUUGGCGGGAUUGCGAACUCAAGACGGGGCAACCAACUUCAUAGGAGAGGCCCUUCAGUUUUCUGAUGCUCUAGUAACUCUCGACAUCGUCCUUCUUUCGCUUGUUAGCCAACGUCACCAGAGAUAG
Molecule: messenger RNA, 297 nt
Organism: Mesocestoides corti
Lineage: Eukaryota; Metazoa; Platyhelminthes; Cestoda; Cyclophyllidea; Mesocestoididae
Source: the annotation of a GenBank genome assembly